Molecule: messenger RNA, 1131 nt
Organism: Delphinapterus leucas (beluga whale)
Lineage: Eukaryota; Metazoa; Chordata; Mammalia; Artiodactyla; Monodontidae
Gene: ASB12
Product: ankyrin repeat and SOCS box containing 12
Biological process (GO): positive regulation of protein catabolic process; protein ubiquitination
Molecular function (GO): protein binding
Source: RefSeq, a predicted model, not a curated record
ACAGAUCUGGCAUAUCCUCCUGCUCAUAAUGAGAAUAGUUCUGCUCCAAUUAGCCAAGGUGAACCUCAUGGACAUCACCAAAAUCUUCUCCCUCCUGCAGCCCGAUAAGGAGGAGGAGGACACCGACACGGGGGAGAAGCAGGCUCUCAAUCAAGCAGUGUACAACAAUGACUCUUAUACCUUGGACCAGCUUUUGCGCCAGGAGCGUUAUAAACGAUUCAUCAACAGUAGAAGUGGCUGGGGCAUCCCUGGGACACCCUUGCGCUUGGCUGCUUCUUAUGGCCACCUUAGCUGCUUGCAGGUCCUCCUGGCACAUGGUGCUGAUGUUGACAGCUUGGACGUCAAGGCACAGACACCACUUUUUACCGCGGUCAGUCAUGGCCAUCUGGACUGUGUGCGUGUGCUUUUGGAAGCUGGUGCUUGUCCUGGUGGUAGCAUCUACAACAACUGCUCUCCUGUGCUCACAGCUGCCCGUGAUGGUGCUGUUGCCAUCCUGCAGGAGCUCCUGGGUCAUGGUGCAGAGGCCAACGUCAAGGCAAAACUACCAGUCUGGGCAUCGAACAUAGCUUCAUGUUCUGGACCCCUCUAUUUGGCUGCAGUCUACGGUCACCUUGAUUGUUUCCGCCUGCUUUUGCUCCAUGGGGCAGAUCCUGACUACAACUGUACUGACCAGCACCUACUGACUCGAGUUCCACGGUCCCGCACCCUCCUCGAAAUCUGCCUGCACCAUAAUUGUGAGCCAGAGUACAUCCGGCUGUUAAUUGAUUUUGGUGCUAACAUCUACCUUCCAUCUCUCUCCCUGGACCUGAACUCACAAUAUGAUAAGGGCACUGCAUUGCUGCUACAGGCCCGAGCUACUCCACGGUCACUAUUAUCACAGGCUCGUUUAGUCAUCCGCAGAGCCCUGCGCCACGCCAGCCAGCCACGAGCCAUCGACCAGCUGGAUAUUCCUCCUGUGUUGAUUAGCUAUCUUAAACACCAACUGUAAUCUUGCAGCCUGCCCAGAAACACACAAUGCCUCCAAAAAGCCACCUGGGGACCCAGGUAGCUUAAGGGCACUACAGCUCUACCCACUCGUCUGAAGCUUCUCUCCUGUAUUAUCCUCCACAAUAAAAUCCUCAACAAAAUAAA